CAGGCCAAGCGCACAGCGGGGAGCGUCAUGACCUCUCCAGAGGGGGGCGCUGCCCCCCGCCCUGCCCAGCCCCUCAUGGACCUGGAUUUCCACUCGGGGGCCCGGAUCGCCGAACUCAAUCAGCUGGUGCAGGAGCUGAGCAAGCGGAUGGCGCGGGACCCAGGCAUCCGGGCCACCCAGGAGCUGGUGGUUCUCAAGGACUUUGUCUUCUCCCUGCUGGGUCUGGUGCAGCAGCUGGAUGGGAGGCUCCCGUUGGCCAAUGAAUAUCUCCUCCUCUCCGGCGGGGCCCGCCAGGGCUCGGUGGACGUGGACCCAGGCGUCCUGGACCACUUGGCCCCGGGGGCCGACUACGACGCUGACUACACGCUCCUGGUGCCCGUCCUCCAAGCCCACGGCUGCCCUGUCACCCUGGACCUGCGCCGAUGCCCACCGGGCCACGCCUGGCUGGCGCUAGCCCCCUUCGGGCCCGAGGCCUGCCACCGCUGGGCUGACUGCUGCCAUCGCCAUGGCAGCCAGGCCUACCUGGCCCCGGGCCUGGUCUCGGCCUGGAUGCGACAGCCCGAAUGCCACCCCGCCCCCCACCGAGCUGGGACUGCCCCCCCCCCAGUCUACAGCCCCCCCGACCCCUUGCGCUGNCCCCUUGCGCUGCGCUGCCAGUUCCGCCAGGAGGCUAAAAAUACCACUGCAAAAUGCAACCUUGAGCGCCCGUCCUAG
This is a messenger RNA of Chelonoidis abingdonii (Abingdon island giant tortoise), 714 nucleotides long. NCBI's taxonomy places the organism in Eukaryota, Metazoa, Chordata, Testudines, Testudinidae. The record is from RefSeq and is a predicted model, not a curated record.